Molecule: messenger RNA, 1479 nt
Organism: Ramularia collo-cygni
Lineage: Eukaryota; Fungi; Ascomycota; Dothideomycetes; Mycosphaerellales; Mycosphaerellaceae
Product: related to DnaJ domain protein
Exons: 1
Coding region: 1-1479 (492 amino acids)
Biological process (GO): protein import into peroxisome matrix
Cellular component (GO): cytosol
Source: RefSeq, a predicted model, not a curated record
AUGGUAGUUGACACGGCGUAUUAUGAUGCCCUGGGCGUCCCGCCCACCGCCACCCAGAUUGAAAUCAAGAAAGCAUACCGCAAACAGGCCAUCCAGCUGCAUCCCGAUAAGAACCCCGACGACCCCACCGCGCAUGCGAAGUUCCAGGCGGUUGGCGAAGCAUACCAGGUCCUCAGCGAACCAGAUCUCCGCAAGCAAUAUGACAAGCUUGGCAAAGAGGGCGCAAAGCCCGAUUCUGGCUUCGAGGACCCCGCCGAGUUUUUCACCAUGAUCUUCGGCGGUGAGGUCUUCCAGGACUGGAUCGGCGAGAUUUCCAUGAUGAAGGACUUGWCCAAGAGCAUGGAGAUAUCCAUGCGUGAGGAGGAAGAGGCCGCUGCGACAGCCGAAGUUGCCGCUGCGACCGAGGAGGCUGCUGCGAAGAAGGAGGCGUCUGCAAGCAAAGAUCCUCUGUGGGUGCCUGACACUGCUGGCACCACUGAGAAGACUACUGGAACUGCCACGGAAAUUCCUAUCCGCGAUACGAAGCCAGCUGCAGCAGACGCCAAACCACCUGUCUCGGGAAGCUCCACACCCCGCCCGCACGGCGUUCCUACCCGUCUAGCCAUCACGGAUAAGACCGAAGAGGAUGCCGCAGCCGCUGCGGCCGGAAUGACCGAAGAGGAAAAGAAGCUGCGGGAGAAGGAAAAGCGCAAGGGCCUGAGCAAGGAGCAGCGCGAAGAACUUCAAGCCUUCGAAAUGGAACGUAAAAAGGUCCGCGAUGAGCGCGUGGAGACGUUGGCCAAGAAGCUCAUUGACCGCGUCAGUGUGUGGACAGAGACGGAGAAGGGUGAGGCAGUUACAAAUGCCUUCCGGGAGAAGAUGCGUCUCGAAGUGGAGAAUCUCAAAAUGGAGUCUUUCGGCAUCGAGAUCUUGCAUGCCAUCGGCCAAACAUACGUCAGCAAGGCCGCAACUUUCCUCAAGUCCCAAAAGCCACUGAUCGGUGGUGUCUCUGGUUUCUUCUCUAGGCUUAAGGACAAGGGCACCAUGCUCAAGGACACCUGGGGCACCGUUUCUAGUGCGAUCAGCGCGCAGAUGGAAAUUGAGGAAAUGGCUCGCGCGGAAGAAAAGGGCGGCGAAGACUGGACAGACGAGAAGCGCGCUGAAUAUGAGAAGCGAGUCACUGGCAAGAUUCUUGCGGCUGCGUGGAGGGGCAGCAGAUUCGAAGUCACAGGCGUGCUGAGGGACGUUUGCGACAAGGUGCUCAACGACAAGCAGGUGAAGCCCGAGAAGAGGAUUGAGAGAGCUCAUGCACUGGUCAUAAUUGGGGAGAUGUUCGCGAAAGCAGAGCGAGACCCCGAGGAAGAGGGUGACUUCAUGGCUUUCGWACAGCUCAUGGCAGAAGCUACAGCAAAGCGCGAAAAGAAGGCCGAUAAGAAGGAGAAGCACAAGCAUCAUAAGGAGGAUGCCAAUGCACCGGAUGAGGCGGCCACGAUUGGCUAG